AUGCGCUCGGCAGGGCUGCGGGAAGCCGACAUGCGCCACGGGCAUAUUUCCAUGACCGCCCCCCUCCCCAACCCCAAAUCCCCCAUUUCCCGCCCCACGCCCACGCCCGACGGCACAAAUGCGACACCCCUCACAGCCCGCCACCGUCCCCACAGCACUCAGAGCGUCCAGAAACGCCCUGGCGGGGUGUCCACAUACGCAGCCUCCCCGCCGGGCCCCCACACGCCCCCCGGGCCCUUCGCGCGUCUCCACUGCGCCCCGCCCGCAACAAACGUCCUCGGCGCAGGCCCCGCGCCUGCUUGCGUGGCCAACAUCGUGAUGGGCUUCGGGACAGGCUUCGGCUCGACCCAGACGGGCUUCGGUUUCGGCCCCGGCGGCAUCGGACAGCAGGGAGGCUUCGGUGGGCUCUCGACACCAGCGUUCGGAGGUGGCGGCGCGACAGCAACGGGAGGCGGAAUGUUCGGAGGUUUGGGGGUGUCAACCGGCAUGGGGUCGGCAUCAGGCCUGUUCUCGGCCAACCCCAGCAGCAGCGUAUUCGGCCAACAGUCAGGGCCGUCGACGGCUUUCGGGAGCCAAUCAGUGACCCCAGCAUUCGGCUCCUCCAUGCCCGGCACAGGUGCAUUUGGCCAGACGACUUUCUCCAGCCAGCCCACUUCCACUGGUGGAUCAGCCUUCCCACUCCCCCAGCGCCCAAAGGGCACGGGGAGGACUCCAUUUGUGCCCAAGGUGUUCGUAGAGCCGGACGGCACUGGAAAGAAGCCGAACAUGUGCACCUGGCACCAUGUGAGCUUCGGUGAUGCCUACAAAGGGGUGCCACAGGAGCUGCUUCGGUAUGAGGACUACCAGCAGGGAAACACCGGCGGUGGUGGCCUGACGCAGGGCCAAGGUGCCCAGAGCACUUUUAGCCCUGGGGGGCUGUCGAGCCAACCUUCCUUGUUUGGAGGCCAGGCAGGUCUGGCAGUGAGCACGGCACCCCAAAGCAGCGCAGGAUUUGGGUUGUUCGGAGGGGCCUCAACAAGCUCUGGGGUAUCAUCUGGUGGGGGACUCUUUGGUGGAGGGACAGGGAGCGUUUCAUCGCAGCCGGGAUCCAGCUGGAGUUUUGGAGUUUCAACUCAGCCUUCGACAAGUGCCAGCCUCUUUUCUGGAUUUGGCCCAAAGCAGCCGGCACAGCCAUCACAGAGUUUAACUUCUGGGGUCUCGAGCGGUUCAAGCCUGUUUGGGAAUUCAAGCACCUUUUCAACAAGUGGACCACUUUUUGGAGGCACCUCGUCUUCUGUCAUCUCCACUGCAGCGCCAUCCAUCUUUGGCGCUUCGUCUGGACACAGCUCCACGCUCAGCUUUGGGGUUUGGAACACCACUACAGGCACUGGCUCAUCCCUUUCAGGCUUCCCUGGCUUCAGCAAGAUGGCAACCUCAGUGGGCAACCCAGCCCCUGUCAACACGGGUUUCAACUUCUCUGCCACUAGCACGCCACAGGGGUCGCAGCCUUCACUCUUUGCCACAGCUCCUGCACAAAACCAACCACCCUUCAGCCUUGGUGCAUCUUCUCAAGCUCUGUCCACACCCUCCUCGCUGUUUCAGCCAACCCUGGGCCAGGCGGGAGCUGGGAGCUCAUGGAUGAUUGGAAGCGGGAGUGGCACAGGGUGUACGUCCAGUAGCAGCCAGGCUGGCACAGGGCUGUUUGGUGGGGCAGGUCAAACUGCUGCACAGUCUCAACGCCAGAGCAUAUUUCCACAGGGCCCUACAGGGGUGCCCACAUCGCCACAUCAAAUGCCCUAUGGACAGAACCCACUCCCGCAGUUGCCAGACCCUGUUGGGUGGACUGGAUCAAGGAUGACAUCAAACCCUGCAGGAUCACAGGUCAUCAUAGUGAACGCCGCUCCCAAGCAGCGCUACCCUGCCCGCCAACUGCCCUUGUCCAUCCCCCCAGCCUCUUCACGCCGCUCCCUGCGGCGAUCGUCAAGGUCACACUCCAGGCUGCUGUCUGACAGUGACUCACUGUUCAGCGACCAGUUGUGGCGUGGCACGGCCAGCCCGCCCAGGGGCAUGGACGAGCCCCUGUUCAAGCGGGAGGAUGUAAAAGAGAACCUGGGAUCCUGGGACAUUAAGGCAUGCCUGGAGAGGACAGGCUCAUCACCUGCACUGCUGAUGCCAGGGGGGAAAGGUGCAGGCGGCGAAGAAGCAAACGAUGGAUCUGCAAAAGAGACCUCGGAGGAGCCGUUGCGGCUCAAGAACACCGCCAUUUCCGAUGGAGAAAGCAACCUUUCCAAAGAGGAUAUCUCGCGGCUGCUGCCCGCAGUCCCGCAGCCGGAGUACUACACGAGGCCCGACCUGCGGGGCCUCAGCAACAUGCUGCACGCUGACAGGCACGCGCUGAAACAAGUGCAUGGGCUCACCGUGGGGCGCACGGGCUAUGGAGAGCUCAAGUUUCUCGAGCCAGUUAAUGUGGAGGGCCUCAACGUCUGCGACGUGGUAUCCAUCACGCGUGGGAUGGUGUCCCUUUACGAAAAGUCUCCGAAGCGCGACGUCCCAGUCCCCGGCCAGGGCCUCAACCAGCCCGCCGAGGUGAAGCUGCUGGACAUCUUCAAGACGGACAAGCGGGGGGAGGUGCUGGACGACCAAGCCUCAAAAAUGGCUUUCAAGAACAGCCUGAAGAAAUACUGCAAGCGGGUGGACGCCACCUUCGUGAGCUACGAUAUGGAGGACGGGACGUGGAUCUUCAGGGUGAACAACUUGGUUUGA
Ostreobium quekettii is the source of this 2742-nucleotide messenger RNA. Lineage: Eukaryota; Viridiplantae; Chlorophyta; Ulvophyceae; Bryopsidales; Ostreobiaceae. The record is from the annotation of a GenBank genome assembly.